Musa acuminata AAA Group (dessert banana) is the source of this 1721-nucleotide messenger RNA. Its product is annotated as probable LRR receptor-like serine/threonine-protein kinase At1g05700. Bases 16 to 1308 code for a protein of 430 amino acids. The transcript is spliced from 5 exons. NCBI's taxonomy places the organism in Eukaryota, Viridiplantae, Streptophyta, Magnoliopsida, Zingiberales, Musaceae. The record is from RefSeq and is a predicted model, not a curated record.
UGUACAUGUAUAUGUAUGGUGCCUGCUGAAGCAAAAAUCUGCGGAUGGCAUCGAGGAGUUGAGUUGCAGAGAAACGAUGAGAAACUUCAUCGUCCGAGUCUGCUUAGGUUGGUUGGCAGCAGCGAUUCUGGUGAAUGGUCAGCCAGGUACUUCGAGGAUUCGACACAGGUACGUACGUGGUUCACCGUUCGAAGCUUUCCCGACGGAACUCGCAACUGCUACACCAUUCCCCGGUUGAAGGAAGGGGACAGGUAUCUCGUAAGGGCCUCCUUCGUUCACGGCAACUACGACGGCCAAGCCUUUGGGAACUCCGUCGCCCCACCACUGCUAUUCGAUCUCUAUGUCGGUGUCAACCUCUGGCGACGCAUAAACAUCACCAAGGCGUCCACACUUUACGAGGCCGAGAUUAUUACUCUCGCCCCGUCCGACUCCCUGUCGAUAUGCCUGGCCAACAUUGGUUCGGGAACGCCGUUCAUAUCUUUGCUGGAGUUGAGGCAUAUCGACAACCACCUGGCGUACCAGGACGCGAAUCAAUCCGCUGCACUACUCUUCUACAGUCGCUACAACUUGGGAUCCCUCACCAACGACACCGUCAGGUAUCCACAAGACAAAUAUGACAGGACAUGGCGUCCUUGCAACGGUUAUAUUGACUGUGAAACAUGGAAUUUUACAAGCAGUUCUUUGGGCAUCAAGACCACUCGUGGUGAUGCUUAUGAGGUCCCAGGCGUGGUCAUGGGGACUGCAACUGUUGCUGCAGAUAAUUUUACAUUGCAAUAUUUCUUGCACUAUGGCCUCAAUUCAAGUGUUCAAACAACAUUCUAUAUCUAUUUGCACUUUGCUGAUUUCGACUAUUUAAGUGGAAAUGGAAGUAGAAUUUUUCAGGUGAGAGCAGACGGGGAACUUGAUAGUGAUAACAUCAGUCCUGCAUAUCUACUGGCAACUCAUGUCCAUUUCAUCCAUCAGCUAGCGUACCCAGGUUUAAAUGGUUAUUUUAAUCUGACAAGGGUGACCGGUUCCACCCUUCCCCCCAUCCUCAAUGCUGCUGAGGUUUACAUUCCUAUUAAUGUUUCAGUUUUGGCAACAGAUGCAGCCGAUGUUGAUGCUAUGAUGGGGAUAAAGAAAUUAUAUCAGAUGAAGAUAUGGCAGGGUGAUCCUUGUGCUCCGCAGCAAUUCAUUUGGAGUGGAGUAAAUUGCACCUACUCAAGCUCUGGUACCCCAAGAGUCACCUCAUUAAACCUCUCUUAUCUUGGGUUGAAUGGUGCUAUACCAAAUGCUUUGGCUAAUCUGAAGGCCCUUAACUAUUUGUAAGUUUCUAAAUUUAUCGUCAGAGGCUGCUGGCUAGCAACAUCAUGCAGACAAUUUGAGAACAACUCGUAGAUGUUGCAUGAAAUUGACUUGUUACCCUUUUACAUGUGUAUUUUAUUCACUUCUAAUCUCCUUUUUCUAACUCCAUAAACAAAAGGCUUUUGUUUUUUCAUGUUAGUUGCCAAAAUUAGGAAUGCAGAUGGACCAGUUUACAAACCAAAGCAUUAGCUUGGGGUUUUCUUUAACCACAUCCUAUAUCAUCCAAACUGAACUAAACCAAAACACUAUUGUUGUGUUUUGCUUCUAAUAUGGCUUUACUCAUGAAAUCUGGUUUCAAAGGACCAAAGUUAUAGAGAUCAACAUGUAGCUACUUUUUUUUUUAAUGAACUUUCUUAUGAAAAAAUAUCAAUAACUAA